Cervus elaphus (red deer) is the source of this 611-nucleotide messenger RNA. RefSeq names its product distal membrane arm assembly component 1 (gene DMAC1). The record is from RefSeq and is a predicted model, not a curated record. The transcript is spliced from 2 exons. Lineage: Eukaryota; Metazoa; Chordata; Mammalia; Artiodactyla; Cervidae. The coding region runs from base 52 to 390 and encodes 112 amino acids.
UUUACGUCAGUUCAUGGGACCCGACUUGGGGCUGAGGCUGAUUUCCUUAACAUGGGCUCUUUCGUUUCACAGCCCCUUGACCCUGUCAAGUUCGUUGCGCCUCCCGAGGCCACCUCCACCGCUGAGCCCGCACAGGUCACUGCCCCCGGAGCGCCAGCCUCUCCAGCGCAAGCCCCUCUAUUUAAUAACUGCUGGAGCUGUCGCGUGCUCUCCGGGUCGGGGCUGAUAGGGGCAGGCGGGUAUGUGUACUGGAUGGCGCGGAAGCCCAUGAAGCUGGGAUAUCCCCCGGGUCCUGGGACUAUUGCGCAGAUGAUCUUCGGCAUCAGCAUUGCUUGCUGGGGUGUGGUCAUCCUGUCAGACCCCAAAGGGAAGGCCUUCCGCACUGGAUGACGGUACCACCCGUGAAUCUGCCGUCUCCCCACGUCCCCACGACACACAGAGCAAGCAUGGCAGUUACAGAUGUUCCGGACAGAAACAUGGACAUUGACAGACUUCAGUCCUGCAGAUACUACACGACUGAAAAGACAAACAUUGAUUGUCAUUCAUGGGCCAUGACUGUUUAUGGCCUUCUUUGCAGGUUCCACAGGGACCAAUAAAUCCCUGAGAGAAGA